AGAAAAGUAUAAACAUGAUAAAUGACUGCUGCUUUUCCAUGUUAUUUUAUAAACAUUAUACUAGUAACACGAUGACAACUGUUGUACAAAUGCACGUUUAUUUGAUCUUGUUUUGGGGAUUUGUUGCAUUUAUAGAGGUAAACUCAAAAGGCCUUGGAGCUUGUCCUAAAUUUGACUUUGCAUCAGCAUGUGUUAUCGAUUUUAAAUUCCAUUGUCUUGUACAAAAGCAAUGCCCAUCAGGAUAUCGAUGCUGUCCCCAUGGUUGCAAUAAACGAUGUGCGGCAGUGACAGUUGAUGGUAAACACCCAGGGUCCUGUGGUGCUGCCUAUGGUAAACAAGGAAAAGCAUGUAAAGUGGAUAGAAGUUGUGAGGGACAUGAAAAGUGUUGCUAUGGGAAAUGCCGAGAAGUCAGAACACAAAUUGUUAGAGUUCUUUAUCCUAUCAAAAGUUAGACCAUUGUUAAAAAAAAUAUAGAUUUAUCAAUUUUACAUACUUUAUCAGUAAAUCACUGUUUGUCAUUAUUGCAAUAAAAUAAAUUCAGUACAAUUUGUUUAAUUUGA
Molecule: messenger RNA, 560 nt
Organism: Mytilus trossulus (common blue mussel)
Lineage: Eukaryota; Metazoa; Mollusca; Bivalvia; Mytilida; Mytilidae
Product: perlwapin-like protein
Exons: 4
Coding region: 15-452 (145 amino acids)
Cellular component (GO): extracellular region
Molecular function (GO): serine-type endopeptidase inhibitor activity
Source: RefSeq, a predicted model, not a curated record